ACAAGAAGACAAAAAAUGAACCUCUCGUUAACCACUAUUGGUUGUUAACUGUGAACAUGAGGGACAAGAGGUAUCAAGUGCUCGAUUCAUGGAGGACAUUCAAUGACAAAGCUCUAAGGGAAACUUACAAGAAGAUCCGCACUACUCUGUCCAUUCUAUGGGAGGAGAACUACAACAAGUCUAAAAUCAAAAUAGAUGAUUUCAUGUUGCAAGAAAUAGCAGUGCCAAAGCAAACCAAUAACCAUGAUUGUGGGGUUUGCACGCUCAUGAAUGCGGACGGCUGGGGAGGGAGAUUGCCACCAGAAUAUAAAGCCGAGGAUAUCCCAAAGAUAAGGAAGUUGCUGACGCACAGUUGGGUUACUUCAGAAGAUAACAAAGGAAACUGGAGGCAAAUUCUAAACAUUUGAAGAAC
This is a messenger RNA of Lolium perenne, 412 nucleotides long. The record is from RefSeq and is a predicted model, not a curated record. Lineage: Eukaryota; Viridiplantae; Streptophyta; Magnoliopsida; Poales; Poaceae.